AUGGCCUCCCCUGCCGCUCCACAGCUCGCCGACCGUCGUAAGCGCACGAAACUCUCUCCCGAGAACAGCUUGGAGCCUUCAGUUUCCCGCAAGUCAGAAUCCACGGCCAAGGCUUCAAAUGCACCUGCCAAACCCACCGAUGCUAGUGACUUGAACUCGGACAAUGAGAGCAGCGAGCUCUCUGAGUCGAGCGAAGAGCCCAGCGACUUCAGCUCCAGCGAGGGUGAAGACGACGGUACUCAGAUGGACGCCGACAAGACAUCCAAAGAGCCAGACGUUGUCAAUCUGAGAGCAAACAGAGGGAAGAAGCCCACAUACAAGCUGGACGAACAAGAGCUCGGCCCAGACAUCAGGACUUUCUUGAAAGAUUUCCUGCCGCAGCUGAAGGCCGCAAACGAAGAGCUCGAGGCCCAGCGCAAGGACGGCACUCUGAAGAAGCGGGAGAUUGACGCUGUUGACGGAGAGGAAGACGAGCAGUACAUCGAAAUGAAUCUCGGUCUCGGAGUGCUGAAGAUGAAAGACGCAGAGAACAGCUCAGAGAGCAGCAGUGGCAGCGACAGCGACAGCGACAUGAACGACGCCGAAGACACCGCAAAAGAGAAGGACGUGCUUGGCAAGCUCAUGGGCCAGGAAAAGACAAAGGAGGCUGCUGGCAUUCAGGAGGUCAAUGAAAAGCAAGGUGCAUGA
This is a messenger RNA of Ascochyta rabiei, 687 nucleotides long. RefSeq lists its product as uncharacterized. NCBI's taxonomy places the organism in Eukaryota, Fungi, Ascomycota, Dothideomycetes, Pleosporales, Didymellaceae. The record is from RefSeq and is a predicted model, not a curated record. The transcript is spliced from 2 exons. Gene Ontology annotation, biological process: box C/D snoRNP assembly. The coding region runs from base 1 to 687 and encodes 228 amino acids.